Molecule: messenger RNA, 3254 nt
Organism: Doryrhamphus excisus (bluestripe pipefish)
Lineage: Eukaryota; Metazoa; Chordata; Actinopteri; Syngnathiformes; Syngnathidae
Source: RefSeq, a predicted model, not a curated record
AUUUCCGGCUACUGGGCUAAACUCUCCGCCCCUCGUCGUCCCUGCGUUGUUUGGGGACAGUAGCAAGAUGGCGGCGGCCCCGCUGUACUGUGUCUGCCGGCAGCCCUACGAUGUGAGCCGGUUUAUGAUCGAGUGCGACAUCUGCAAGGACUGGUUCCACGGCAGCUGCGUGCAGGUGGAAGAGCACCAUGCGGUGGACAUCGACGUCUACCACUGUCCCAACUGCGACGUCGUACACGGACCCUCCCUGAUGAAAAGACGCCACAACUGGCACCGCCAUGAUUACACGGAGCCCAACGACGGAGCCAGGCCGGUGCAGGCCGGGACCCCCGUCUUUGUCAAGGAGCUGCAGAGCCGGACAUUCCCGAGUGGCGAGGAGAUUCUCAUGAGGAUGAAGGGCGAGCAGGUGACCCCAAAGUACCUGGAGCGCCACGGCUUCAACUACCCCAUCGUCGUCACGGAGAUGGAGGGCCUGGGACUCAAGCUGCCGCCCCCGACAUUCAACGUCAGGGACGUGGAGCAGUACGUGGGUGGUGACAAAGUGAUCGACGUGAUCGACGUAGCGCGGCAGGCCGACAGCAAGAUGAAACUCAGCCAGUUUGUCAAGUAUUUCACCAACCCCCACCGGCCCAAAGUCCUCAAUCUCAUCAGCCUGGAGUUCUCAGACACCAAGAUGUCCGAGCUGGUGGAGGUCCCCGACGUGGCCCAAAAGAUGUCCUGGGUGGAGAACUACUGGCCGGAUGACUCCUUCUUCCCCAAGCCGUUUGUCCAGAAGUACUGCCUCAUGGGCGUCAAGGACAGCUACACGGAUUUCCACAUCGACUUUGGCGGCACGUCCGUCUGGUACCACGUUCUCUGGGGUGAGAAGAUCUUCUACUUGAUAAAGCCCACGCCCGCCAACCUUGCACUAUACGAGGCGUGGAGCUCCUCGCCCAAUCAGAGCGAAGUGUUCUUCGGCGACAAAGUGGACAAGUGUUACAAGUGCGUCGUGCCCCGAGGGACCACCCUGCUCAUCCCCACAGGCUGGAUCCACGGCGUGCUCACCUCUCAGGAUUGCAUGGCCUUUGGUGGGAACUUCCUGCACAACCUCAACAUCGGCAUGCAGCUCAGGUGUUACGAAAUGGAGCGGCGUCUGAAAACGCCGGACCUCUUUAAGUUCCCGUACUUUGAGGCCAUCUGCUGGUACGUGGCCAAGAACCUCUUGGAAACGCUCAAAGAGCUCCGAGAAGACACGUGCCCGCCGCCUACCCAUCUGACGGAGGGCGUGAAGGCGCUGAUCUGUGCGCUGAAGACCUGGUUGAAAAGGGAGGUGACCCAGCCCAACAGCGAGGUCCCGGACAACAUCAGGCCCAACCAUCUCAUCAAGGAGCUCACCAAGGAAAUACGCCACCUGGAGGAGGAACCGGGCGGCGGCGGAGGAGGCGGUGCCGGUGUUGGUGGCGGCUCCAGCAACGUCAGCGGCGUCGCCAAGCCCGUCAAACCUCAGGGAAGUGUCUGCGGCGUUCCCGCCACACCCGCCGCGUGCUCGUCCACCCGUGCCACGCUGGAGCGUCUGUGCCAGGCACGGCAGGCGAGGCGCGCCGCCCGCCGUCUGAGGGAACAGCAGCAGCAGCAGCAGCAGCAGCUCGCCCCCAAGGCACCGUCCAACCUGGACAUCCUGGAGCAGCACACCAGGGAGGUGCUGAGGAGGCUGGAGGUGGGACCGCUGGAGGAGGAUGCGGCGUUCUGUGCCAAGGUUCACGGGAAGCUCAACAAAGCGUCGACGGCCUCCGCCGCAGCCGCCGCCGAGUCUCUGGAGGAGAACCACCUCCGACUCACGCUGGUCAACGGCAGGAUCAUCAAGGACGUGAGGCGGCCCGCCGCCAGCCCGCUGAAGACGGAGGCCGGCCAGGCCAGGAGCGUGGACGUCAAGUCGGAGAGGACGCAGGCCCACCGAGGGCACCCCGGCGACGCCCACAAAGCCGGCGUCUUCUCAGGUCUGGACGGGAAGACUGAACUCAGGGAAGACGUGUCGGGACUCUCGUGUGUGUCAGACGUGGACUCGGACGACGACGCUCCCACGCGGCGUAAGGUGUCUCCGUUGUCGUCAUCCUCUGAUGAGGAUUCCGAGAGUUCCCAGGAGGACGACGUGGAGCGGCAGGAAGGGCACAUUGCGCUGGACCGGUCUCCCCACAGACCACUCAAGCGGGAACGUCCUACCUCACCCAGCACGGAAGAAGCCAUUCAGGGGAUGUUGUCCAUGGCCGGCUUGCUCUGCUCCGCCGAGCCGGAGAAGGUGGCCGCCGCCGCCGCCGCCGCCGCCGCCGCCGCCGCCGCCGCCGCCGCCUCCCGGGAGCCCUGGUGGGAGGGGCAGCAGAGAGGGCCGGCGCACCAGGGGGGGGACGCCAGCCCCAUGGACAGCCAGGGCAACAGCAGCGAGGCCUGGGACAAUCAGGGGCUGCCCAGCCCCGAGCCCGACUACCAGUACUGUGACCCCUCCAUGUCGCCCCCGCUGCACCCCUCCAAGAGACACGCCCCCAACCCCCCGCCCAUCAGCAAUCAAGCCACGAAAGGCAAGCGUCCCAAAAAAGGCAUGGCCACGGCCAAGCAGAGACUGGGCAAGAUUUUGAAACUCAACAGACACAGUCGCGUUUUCGUCUGAACGACGUUCAGACCCCCCGACGCCCCGGGGGCUCGUCGGGUUGACUGUGCAUGCUUAGGAGACAGGGUAAUGGAUCCCACUUUUACUACAAGCACACCAGGAAGAGAAGAACGGAGGAGGACGGCAGGUUCUUCCAUCUUCCGAAGCUCCCGUGGGCAUUGGGACAAAUGGAGGUUGACCAAACAAGACCCCCCCCCCCCCCCCCCUUUCUCGGCCAUCUCUGAGGGCGGCGUUGCAGGGGCUUCCAGGAGCCCAGAGGGGGAACUGAUUUCUCAAAAUGGUGCUCAUCGUUUGUAUUUAACCCCCCCACCCUCUCUCUCCAAAAAGACUUGAUCACACCAGCAAUAAUGACCCCCCCCCCCAAAAAAAUCCUUUUUCUUCACUAUUCCUCUUUUGUACACUUGAGUGCAACAUUGCUCCCCCUGUUGGUUUGAAAUAGGAAUCACAAGUAAGGGGGCGGGAAAACAAACAAAAAAAAAAAACCCAAACGACUCUCAUGGAUUUUAAUUUAUUUCUCGUUUUAUUCGAUUUUUCUGUUUUUUUUUUUGUAAUGUUAUUUCUAUGAAUUCUGAUGUAUUUAUUAAUGAAGAGAUACAAUUUUAUUCUAUUUUCA